Numida meleagris (helmeted guineafowl) is the source of this 10651-nucleotide messenger RNA. It is a transcript of the gene GPR176, whose product is annotated as G protein-coupled receptor 176. Gene Ontology annotation, molecular function: G protein-coupled receptor activity. The coding region runs from base 5478 to 6830 and encodes 450 amino acids. NCBI's taxonomy places the organism in Eukaryota, Metazoa, Chordata, Aves, Galliformes, Numididae. Gene Ontology annotation, cellular component: plasma membrane. The record is from RefSeq and is a predicted model, not a curated record. The transcript has 4 exons. Gene Ontology annotation, biological process: G protein-coupled receptor signaling pathway.
UUAGAAAGUAGAGGACAAUGAUACGAUGACUAGCAUAUUGGUUUUUUUAUGAGCUUACUUCCUUUGUCAUUAAGUCCAAUGAUUUUCUGGACCUAACAGUGCUACAUGGCAUAGAAUGUUCCUAACGUCUCUAGCUGGGAUGAUUUUGAGCAAAGAAAAGAGAAUUCUUUGAAAGAAGGCUGAGUUGAGAGCAGUUGCUACAUGAAUCUUACAGCAAAGUUCUGUUGCAAACGGAGGAAUAUGGAAAAAUGAAGAGACUGAAUGUGGGGAGAGUUCCACAUGUGAAUAGUUUUUGUAAGUGAAACCCUUGAUCAGCAAAAUCUCAAAUUUUGUUUCAGGGCUUUAUAAGUUUUUAGGAAAACAAAAGCUAAAACCCAGCCUCUUAAUUUGUGUCAUGCCAGAAACGUCAGUGAUCUUCACAGUGAAGCACCUUGCCUUUCCCAAGGUGUUCUGUGGGAACACAUCUCUUCCCUUUGGAAGGCCAAGGUCUCUCUAGAUUGGUAUUUCUUCAGUGAGAUACCUUGCUGUGGUAACCAAACAGAGUAUUUUCCAUGUGAAAUUUUGGUAGUGUUUGAUUUAGGGUCUUACUGAUUUUUUUUCUCUUUGUAACUCAGUCUUUUAGAAAUGUGUGUCAGUGUCCCCAGCUCUUAUAUCUUCUUCCUACUGAGUCCGCUCACAGGACUGGGAGGAGCAGAGACCGCUACUAAUUGCAGCCAGCUGUGGAGGGGAAAGGAGGAAAUGCAUGUUUCUGAACAUAACAUAAAUUAAUGCCACGGGCCUUGUAUGUUAAUUUCUGUCUGAAGGCAUCUGUAUCUAAAGAAUCAAGAGCAAAUAUGUCCAGCUGCUGACCUGAUGAAUGGCUGCAUGGCAGAGCUCUAUAAAGAACACCGUUCUGCUUCUGUUGACUUGCCACUCUGAAGUGCCAAGUUAAAAUGGUGCAGGAAUGACCUCAGAUCUUUCCUGCUUGUAUUAAGAAAAAAACAACUCACAAGACUGUGUGGUAGGACAAAAUAAUUUCUGUUCCAUGAAAUAGCUGUUACUGAGAUGUCUUUCAGCUACAAAGUAUAAUUUCAGCUACAAAGGAGGAUGGAAAUUGGUUCUGUUAUAUGGGUAUCUUUCUUCCUUCUUAGAGUGUAAGAUAGCCUCAAUUACCAGUGAUAAUAUAAGGUCCGGCUUCUAACUACUGGUAAUUAACGCAGGCUUUUAAAAUUUUGCUCUACUGUUAAGUAUCAUUCAUUUUAAAUUGUGUAUAUUUGUGCUUUUUUUUCCUUUAUAAGUAAGCCAGGGAAGACCAACUAACCAGGAAUUUAUCCACGUUAUCCAGUUACUUGUAUGCUAUUAGAAAGUCUGAAUUUCAGAUAACCGCUAUAGUACAGUAUGGCACAAAAACUAAUUUGUUUUACAAUUUUGUCUUAAUACCUUGGGUAAACAGCUGGAGAAGUAGUGAGUACAGAAGAAAUAAUUUUGCAUAAGUGAGAUACUGCUGGACCUCAUCUGUUGCAUUUUGGUCUGGACAUGCUUUGUACAGAUACCAGGGUGAGGGCAGGAGGGAAUAAGUCACAUGCAGCAUGUGAGGUCAGAGGGUCUGGAGAGGACGGUGGAAAGGUGUGGUUCCUGCUGCUAAGGAUGUUACAACAGCUUACAGCACAGGUCAAGUGCUGGAGUUGCUCUGAAGGGCUUAAGUUUCCCAGAGCUUCACAAGCAAAUGCCCUUUUGGAUCUGACUUCAGUAAGCUCCUUGGAGAGGACAGGGUCCACCACAUCACUUCUGGAAGAGCGUGGUAGGGACUGGAACUAGCCCUGUAGCUGAGGCAGAACUGAGAGCAUCUGUGGUGUGGCCACUAAGGGGUGACUUUUCACAUCUUAACAGUACUGACAAACCUGUAUGCACAUCGCAGAUGCGUGAGAGCAAAGUUUAGAUAAAGGAGCUUCUGAAGAGAUGUGGCAGGGCCUUUGUAGCAUGGCUGCCAACAGAAGUGGCUACAGGCUAUCUGCAAACCAAGUGCUGCCAGGGGAUAAGAUGAUGGUUUAAAAAGAAAUCCUGAAUGCACUUGUUCCUGUGUUAACGCUACUGCUUACAAUUAGAUUCAGCACAGCAGUCAGAUAAAGCCUAAAUAAACAGCUGUGUUACUUGGCAUCCCUUCGCCUGGGAAGAGCUGCAGCUGUAUCUCCCUCAGUUGCUUCAUGACAUACAGGUUCAAAAUAGCCCUUUUCAGAGCUUUUCUUAAAAACGAAGGACAAAAGCUCUUCCUCUUCUACCAAGGUCGAUGAAAAACAGACAAAUUGUUAGAAAAAUUACGUGCUUCGCUUGCAUCCCGGGACACAAACUGUUUCAGUAAGGUCACCAGAUCAGUUCUCUGGGGGCAACUGGGACAAAGUGUGGUGCAGAGAGGCCGGCUGCUUCACUUGGUGUCAUGCCAGGUUGGCAAAGGAUGUGGUGAUCAAGUACUAUUUCUGCAAAUAAUUUAUACUGGUGAUGCAGGGGCCGAUGAUUUUACCUCUUCUGAAUCAUUUCCUUUUAGGCAGAUAAUAUUUUUACCUCUUCUCUAUCUAACUAGAAGGAAAUGAAUUCAGAAUAGGUAAAAUAAUUAAUGCCUGCAUCAUGGGGUCUGCUAUGGGCAUCACAAAAAGUCCUUGGCUUUAAAAAAAAAAAAAAAAAAAAAUGUUGGUUGUAUUUUUGCAGUAAGAAAAAGAAGUUAGAGCCUAAGGGACUAUGACUUAAAAAGUUAAUAGCCUUGAAAAGAUUUAUAUUCUUGUUAUGGUGAGAGCAGUAAAUCUGGGUGUUCUUUUUCAGUUUUUUAAUUUCCUUGCUUAGGUUUCAAAGGCAGUGUUACACAUCUGUCAUAUUUCCCUGUUGCAGGAACAAUCUAAGGUCCUGAGUUUGCAGAAGCAAUAUUCUUUAAACUUUUUCCUUCUAUGGAGCUCAAGGAGUUUCAGGUUCUUUGAGGUCACCAGUUAUAAAACAGAGGCGAGGAGUUCAGACAGGUCGAGUGUACUUCAGCAGAAUGAGUGGGUUUGGUUGCUUCCUUGAUUGGCUUAAAUGAUUGUGGCAGUUGUUGAAUGAUUGUAGUUUAUUGAAAAGGAGAAAAUGACUGUUCUCUGCCUAGAAAUUGUGUCCAUUUAAUGAGACAGAAGUACAAAAUGAGAGAUGGAAAAAGUGGCAGUGGGUUUGAGGAAUUGAGCAAUUACCAGUGUAGCGCAUUCUUAUCUCCCCUGAGAUAUAUUAUCUGAAAGAAAUAGAAGUGGAUGUCCAAGAUCUUAAGCAUAACGUAGUUACUUUAGAAUCUGCCUAUUACAUAGUAAAUCCAUAAAAUACUCAAGAUGAAAUUUUAGAAAGUCACAAAUUGAUUUGUAUUAAUGAUGACUUCCCUCAGUCAUUUUGAAGUUACAAAUACUAUCAUAUCACACAAGUUAUGUUUGCUGUAAGAACAGUUCAAAAUUUCUUCAGAAAUGAUUUCUAACUUUUCUCCAUCUUCCCAACAGUCUUGAGUUUCAUUUUUGCAGACUUCUUUUGUGGUGUGUGUUAAGACCUAAGUGUUUGAAUUAUAAACUGUUGAGGGCCAGCAAACACAGGCAAUCGUACUAAAUGCAGUUUUGUUUGGUCUUUAAUAUACAACACUUAAAAAGUAAUUUGCUACCAGUGGGGGAAAAAAGAACCAAAGAGCCAGAUAAGUUUUUAUGUUACUUUCUUCAGAGACUUCAGUGGGUGUUGAAAUAUAAAUUUAAGGUUUUUGAGAUUGCUGGGCUUCAGUUAUUCAGAAAAAUAUUUUUAUGCUGUUUGCAGGCAGUAUAUGUACAUUUGAAUGCAUUUCCUCCCAGGGCAGCUCACCAAUCAUGUUUAAUGAAAGGCUUCAAUUAAAAUAAAGCCCAAAUCUUAUAGCAAUGACAGAAAUUUUGCUUUAUGAUUACACUGGUUAAGUGAGGGUAUAAAACCUAUUUAUGUAAGCACGUUUUCCCCCUAGAAAAAUUCAUCCCCAAACUGGGUUUGAUUGUGAUUCCUAACUUGACUAGUUGGGUUUAUCUUCAAUCCAGUUUUCGUGUUCUUUGUGUUAUACGUUUAAGUCAAUACUUCAGAGGUAAAGUAGGACAAACAGAUUGAUAUCAUGUGUUUAAGUGUAGGAAGUUACCUGUAACAUGAGAAGUUUUGGGGUGUUUUCAGGAAGUUUUCAUUGUGUUUCUUUUUCCCCUCCGCAUAUAAAGGCAAUUGUAUCAGUCUGACUAUAUAUUUUUUUGAAAAGGAGUGUACAGUAACUAUAAAGAAUUACAAGAAUCUGGAUCUGCUUGAUCAGGGGAUUUGGACCAGAUGAUCUCCAGAAGUCUGUGCAAGCCUUGACCCCUCUGUGAGAAAGUAGCACACUUCUUCGUGGUGUGAAAGCCAACACGUAUUCUGGUACAUCCCUGUUCCCACUGGAGACAAGUAUGCAGGCAACAUAUAUAUGAUAUAAGAAAAGUAUUUGAUACCUGCCUAUUUUGGAUUGCCAAGAGUGUUUCCAGUGAAUUACCUUUUGAGUGAUGCUUACCUUUUAGCAGAAAGUUCUGCAGAAAACACCUUUCUCAAAACACCUCAGAAAAUUAAAAUGUUUAAAAUUUAAGAGUGUAAUUAUCCUGGUGUUUCAAUAAGAUAAUUUUUUCCUGUCAAACGUUGAUAGAAAGUGAGUUUUUGAAUAGAUUGGUUUUGUUUUUAAGGAAAGGUUAUAAUGACAGAAGCUCAGUGUCUAGCCUUUUUUGUUGCUUGCUACCUUUUUUUCUUUAAAUAAAGAGGGCUGGCAGCUCCUUUCCUGUAAUACUGCAUUGAAUGUGGGUAGGGUCUUCAGGAGGCUGUGUGGUGGGAAGGAUGUUUGGAUCCUGAGAACCCCACUGUAAAUGGAAGGGAAAGUCAGCAUGCUGAGGAGCGCACGCUGUGAGGAGGAUUUUGUUGGAUUGUGGACUUUGUUCUGGUUCAGUUAUGUGCUGAUGAAUGUUAAAUAUGUGAGAUGGUUUUCAUACCCAGCUAAUGGACUGGGCUCUGUGAGUUGGCAAAGGGCAAUACUUCUUUUUUUUUUUAGAUGGCUGCAUGGCAAAUGCAUUUGUUUUGGAUAACAAACUCUGGUUUCCAUGGGGAUCGUCCUUCUGCUUUUUAAAGCUGACCAACAUAAUGCCACGUUUCCUUGAAUUCGGAAUUCAAGAUUAUGUAGCCCUGGGCCAGUUUUCCAGCAGAAACACCUCAGAAAAGAGCCCCUGAUAAGAAACGGCACUUUUGCCCACUGUGAGGACGUGCUGCAGCUUAGCAUGGUUGUAGCCCAUGGAGGAUAUCUGUGUUAGAUUGGUGACUUCCAUGGGUUCAGCAGUGAAUGACUUCUACAGAAAGAACAGAAAGUGGCUCUACAUAAUGGGAGAAGAUUCCAAGUGCAAUUGCUGUAAUGCUUGUUGAAUUACCUUGUUGCCUGGAAGGCUGUUAACCUCGUCCAUGGGAAGGAGUAGCUUCUGAAAGGUAACAUCAUGGUGCUGUGGUCAACUUGCAGAACAUCGGUACUUAAAUCUGUAACAAACCGAUUCAUUAAGAAUUUGGCCUGCUCGGGUAUUUGUGCCAGCCUAGUCUGCGUGCCUUUUGACAUUGUUCUUAGUGCCAGUCCACACUGCUGCUGGUGGAUCUAUACGAUGCUCUUCUGCAAAAUUGCCAAGUUUCUACACAAAGUCUUCUGCUCAGUGACCAUCCUCAGUUUUCCAGCCAUUGCUCUUGACAGAUACUACUCUGUUUUAUACCCUCUGGAAAGAAAAAUAACUGAUGCAAAAUCCCGAGACCUGGUUAUCUACAUCUGGGCCCAUGCAAUAGUGGCCAGCAUUCCGGUAUUUGCUGUGACCAAUGUGUCUGAUAUUUAUGCCAUGUCCACCUGCUCCGAAUCCUGGAGUUACUCCCUUGGCCACUUGAUCUAUGUUGUCAUCUAUAACAUCACCACUGUGAUUGUACCAGUGGCUGUGGUAUUUCUCUUCAUGAUUCUUAUUCGCAGGGCACUGAGUGCCAGCCAGAAGAAAAAAGUCAUCAUAGCUGCAUUAAGGACCCCUCAGAAUACAAUUUCAAUCCCUUAUGCCUCCCAGCGAGAAGCUGAGCUUCAUGCCAUGCUGCUUUCUAUGGUUGUGAUAUUUAUUUUCUGCAGCAUCCCCUAUGUGACUCUGGUGAUUUACCGCACCAUACUCAAUGUUUCAGAUAUUUCAGUCUUUUUGCUUCUCACUGCCAUUUGGGUGCCCAAGGUCUCUUUGUUAGCCAAUCCUUUGUUAUUUUUAACUGUUAACAAAUCUGUACGGAAGUGCUUAGUGGGGAUGAUAGUACAGCUGCACCGAAGGUUCAGCAGGAGAAACAUCAUCAGCUCAGGUGGUGUUGCAGAUGCUAAUCUGGAGCCCAGUGCCCGUUCAGGGAGCCAGCUUCUGGAAAUGUUCCAUAUUGGGCAACAACAAAUCUUCAAGCCAACAGAAGACGAGGAGAAUGAAACCAAAUCUGUUGGCUCUAGUGACUUUCAGCAGAAAGAAAUUCCUGUCACCUGUUCAGAGGUAGGAGAGACUUCGGUUCACAAAUUUAUACCACAGACCAUUGCAGACUCUGCAGCUCAGGUGGCACCAGCUGUGCCUGCGGAAGCUGAUAUGGUAAACGACAAGUAUUCCAUGCCAUUUGGUUUUGGACCCUUUGAGCUACCUCCACAAUGGCUGUCGGAAAGUCGAAACAGUAAGAAGCGACUCCUGCCUCCUUUGGGGAAUACCCCUGAAGAGCUAAUCCGGACAAAGCAGCCAAAGUGUAAAGCAGAAAGAAAAAUUAGCAGAAACAAUAAAGUCAGUAUCUUUCCCAAGGUGGAUUCUUAGGAGGAAUAGGAGCUUUAAGUAACCAGUGAAGGUCACCUUCUCUUAUAUGUGUGAUCCCAUGGAUCUUUGUUGUGCUGAAAUCUGUUACAAGCUGAUUUGUGUAUGUGUGUGUGCCAACUGUAAUUAAACAGAAGGGAAACAUGCAUACAAGUGUUCUUUAUUUAUAUGAUUUCAUGAAAAUAAUAUGUUGAAAGACUGUGAUUCUUAUUUUUAUUUGUGAAAUAUCUACAAUAAUACAUUCCUGAUGAGCUUUCAGAAAGUACACGUGGCUUUGGGAACACUUUUCUUAUGGAUGAAGUAUGGAAAUAUGGCAGUCAAUUUGCUGGGAACCUUAUUGUAUUAAGAUGGACUGGAUAUCGAGGGAGUGUAAUAGGAAAGGCUUUAGGGAGCACAACAGGAUGCAAAAUGGAUAAGACCUAACCUCAUGUUAGCAGACACAGCAAGCUUAUUCUGCACGUUUCGUUAACGAAGUAAGGAGGACUAUUACGUGCAUCUAUUAAGCCAAUUUCUGAAAUCAGUGUUAGAAGAAGAACUUGCUGGACUCUUGCACAAAUUAUUUAGCAAGUAUCUGCCAAACUACACCUUUUUAAAACUUAAAACAAUAUUUUUUACACUUCAGCGAAGCUGAGGAUGCCCAAAUUGUCUUGUGUGUCACAAAUCUGAGAAUGACAUAUUUAGAAAUAGCAUUUCUUUUUUUAAAAAAACAUAUUCUUGUUCUAGUUCUAAGUCGAAACUCUACUGGAGACAAUGCAGGACAAAUCCUGACCCCAAUAAACAAGAAUGUAUAUGCCAAGGGCAUUAAUGUAACAUUUUGAUCCUGUGAUAAAGGAUAUAUUCAGAUGUCCCAACAGUGUUAUGUAAGUAUUGUUUACAUAAGCAAGGGGUUGUCCUUAAAAUAGACUCCUAUCUACUGGGUCACUCUGUUUUCUUAUGGGAAAGGCAGCAAAUGAAAGAAAAGGGUUGGAAUUGCUUACAGCAUUGUACUGAACUGAUGAGUGAGGAAACUGAUUAUGGACCACAAAAGACAAGGUUUGCUAAUGCUGUGGCUCAGUAUUGUUAGUGAGGUUUUCCUUUUACCUUCACCAACAUAAAUACCAGACAUCGUAUUCCACUUGUUUCACAGAUUUGAUUAACCUGUGUAUGAACAUAGAUAGGUUAGGCACAUUUGGUGCCUAAUUUCUGAUCAAGUCAGAGUCAGCCAUCCCUGGUUUCAGCACACCAGCCUUCCUUUCAGAGCUUACUGUUCUGCAUCCUUCCGCAGCUUGUCCUCCCAAGCUUAUAAUCUCCUUGAUACUCUAUGAAUUUCAAAUGUACCAAUCUGUUAGAUGACCGUGAAACUUGUCGCCCCGGCUGUAACCCUUUGGUCUGUUGCAAGUAGUUGUUCCUUCUUUCUUAUCUGCACUCACUGUUGACUCUGUGGGUGAGAAAAACUGAAAAAUAUAAGUGACACUCAGCAAUCCUUGUGGUUCUCGUGUAGUGUAGCCCUUUGGUGCAUGCUGGAUCUUUACCUGUUGUUAUUGCCUGUCAGGAAAGUAGUUUUCUUUAAAGUAUACUUUUUAAAAGGACAAGGUGAGUUAUCUUGCUGAGCUCACAGUAACUUGCCAAGUCCAACUGGUUACUGUUAGAAGUGUGAAAAAUUCUGCUGAGGCAGAAUUUGGAGAUGUGCCUAUUGUUCCUUUGAAGAGUGGGAAGCAAGUCAGCUGCUUCUGGUGGCUUUGAGGUGAUGGAUUUCUGUAAGACAUUCAAAGCAAGUGUUUUAAUUAAAAAAAAAAAUUCUCAAUUACUGUGUAAAUGGUUUUUCACCCUUUGUUCAAGAACUUCUCAGUGUGGAAAUGAAGAGCAGCAUUCAGUGGUGCAGAUGUGUGGUGGGAACCCAAGCUGCCCUGCCAAGCAGACGAUAACUUGCCCAAAAUCAGACAGAAGAAAUAACCCAGGAAAAGCUGUUCCUUCUGUGUCAGAGACAGUAAAGAAUCAUAGCAUACAGUUUUUUGAAGUGCUGAUUAAAAACUGUUUUUCUGAAUUUAGUAAAAACAGAGUCCACUAAAGAAAUCCCCCAAAGCAAAGUAGGAGAUAGUGUCCUUAUGAAUUUUGAAUAAACUAGUAUUUACAGCCUGCUUACACAUAGACACUGAUCAAAGUCUCUGUGAUUGAUGAAUGUGGAUAAACGGUUACUCAGAUCAGAACUUCCUUUGAGGAAAACAAACUCAGUAUUGUCCCUUCAAGUCUUGUGUUGAACAAAAUGCCAAUGAUAAAUUUGAAAAGACAAAUUGCAUAGAAUUUAGUUUUAUGUCUGGAAAGUGAGGCAUUUGUAUUGAUUUUGGACUUUUGAGACAAAAUUUCUUUCAAACAGGACAUGUAAACACUGUGCAGGUUUUGUUUGUUUGUUUGUUUGUUUGUUUGUUUUUAAGUAGAUGGAAACCUUUCAGCUAGUAAUUAACUAAGGUGUGUUUUGAAUUCCUGAGAAAUUAUUUCAGAAUGUAACUGGUAGUAAUAUUUGAUUUUGGUCCAUCUUGCAUCAGUUUAUCCAUAUGGAUUUUUAAGAGAAGUGGAAAAAAUAUAUAGAAGCCCAUCUUUGCAUAGAACAAAAAAAAUCUGUGAAAUUCAUAAUGCAACUUCUGUAGAGAUCUGUCAUCGGAAAACUAAUUCAGAAGACACCUUAUGCAAGAUGGAAUAUUUGUCUUGUACAGUUUGAUUUCCUUGAAGGCAGUGGUACCUUUGAGACUAUGCUGCUGUCUGUUGGCUUGUUGUUCAAACAAUUUCUACAGGGGAAAAUGUUCUCUGGUAUUCAAUAGGAAAAAAAAAAAUCAAGACUUGUUUUCUUCUUUAUUGUUGUACUGAAGAGAAGCGGAAGUUUUUUUUGUUGUUGUUGUAAUGGUUGUUUUUAAGAUAUAUUUUUCUCUCCUGAUUACUGGUGAAGGAAAGUGAAGUGCCAGUCUAAGCUGUAGGAACAGAAGAAAGCCUGGGGUAAUUUGGGCUGUGAAAAUAGAUUUAAAGGAUAAAUCUUAAUUCUAGAGAAUAAACUUGAAGGAAGGAAAGACAAAAAUCACUUUUCUGCCACUUAGAGAUGAAAAAUGGAAAAUCGAGCUCGUAUUAAACAAAGGAAGAAAUCAUUUAGAAAGCGAAAAAGACUUAAGGGAACAAUGUCGAUGUACUGUUCCUAGAUAUUCUCAAAAAUAUUGUUAAAUUCAACUGGAUGUAAAAAUUGAAAAACCACAGUCGUUCAGCACCAAAUAAUGCUAUACUGGUUGGCUUCUUUGGAACACUCUAUUUUGCACGAUGGGAUAAAUUUGCAGAGAAAAGCAGUUGUUUUCUAGAAGCUUCUGAAGUGUUCUAGCCUGUAACAACAAACAAAUCUAAUUGUUAUGAACAUGUGGUAAUUUAAUGAAUGCAUUUGUUCUGUUUUUAAAGGUUCUUUAAAAUACACCUAUUGAUAACACUUUGCAGAAAAAGCUGUAUGGAUUUCUGUAGUCUGUUUAAUUCUGCUCCCUAUUUCCUGGGAAAAUAUUCCCAUAUGAGCAGGCUGUAUGGUGAAGAGUGAACAGAAAAGUAAGAGAGCUUGCAGCUUUGGAGUGCUGGGACUCACAGCAGGUCCCACAGCUGCUGGGAUGGUGACCAACCAAUCAACCUGCUCUGGAGGCAACUGCCUGUCCCACAGAACCCAGCUUGAGUUCCUGUCUCCUGACCCUGUGCUGCAGGAUUGGGUAGCAGGUGUCAGCUUAGAAAAGCAAAAUCCCUGUCAUCUCAUCUUGCUUGACUUAUUGUGUAGGCAUACUUUAACCUAUGGAGGAUUUGAUAUGAGAGGUGUUUUAAUGAGGUAUGGG